GUCCACAAGCUACUGCCGUUAGUCAAUAUGAGAAGACAAUCAUGAAUGAAGUGCAGGCGGUGUUGGAUGCCGAUGAACCGUUGGAAGUAUUCAAAACAGUAAAAUCAUUAUGUGAGACCGUGCGUGGUUUGAUGGAAAAGAUUAGUGCAACCUUUACCAAAGUUGAGCAGUGGGAAAGAGAAGCUGGUCAUCUGCCAAGUGAUCCUAUAACAGAAAAAUGCUCUACGCUGCUGCAGAAACUCGACAUUUUGAUGCAGUCAUUAGGUUCUGAAGAGGAAAAGAGGGAAGAGAGCGGAUUUGAGCCAGAGGAUGAUGAACGUACUCCAAGCGAAGAGAGAAGAAGGCGGGAUUCACUUGUUGGACGAGCCAAUAGUCUUAAAAAGGCCUUGAAGGAUAUCAUGAGCAUUGCUGAACGAGGGAUUGAUCAACAUAAUCGAGCUAGUGGUGCGUCAGCGAAAAGAGAGCGUUUUCGGAAGAAACGUAGCAGAACCACGCCAUCGGUACUGAAGGUUUCAUCCUCGAAUCUCUCGUCAUCAUCAGCAUGCUCCCCACCUGGUAGUCCUUCUCCACAACAAGCGCGUCCACGUUUCCCUGAUCGGCUCACUGUGAGAGACACUGCCAGCCAGAUGAGUCAGACAAGUGGAAUAGGAUUUUCUCCAUCGCAGUCUUCGAAUCCGGGUUUUUCGACGUGUGAAACAUGUGAUGUGACUCAUGACACACCAUCCCCGUUACCAAAUGGUUGUAGUGAUCGAGAUGAAAGCGAUAGAGAGGGUACUGUUGAUAGGAGUCCU
Messenger RNA from Strongylus vulgaris, 791 nucleotides. The record is from the annotation of a GenBank genome assembly. Lineage: Eukaryota; Metazoa; Nematoda; Chromadorea; Rhabditida; Strongylidae.